AUGAAUUAAAAUACUACAGAAUUUGAUUAGCUUCAAAGUUUUGUUACAUCUAAUUUGGUUGAUCACCAGAAUUUAUAAUUAAACUUUGCGUUAUUAGCUGAUGAAUAAAAUGAAGUUAAUUAACUUAGUGAUGGUUUAGCUGGAUGCAUAAAUUUAGUUGACUUGAAACUUUUUCUCAGAUCUAGUUUUAUUGAAAAAUAAAAUUUAACCAAAAUAUUCUCUGCUUUAAUUAAAUGCUAAAGCCUCACCACUCUCAAUGUUAAUCUGGAUGGCAAUCUUAUUUGUGAUGAAGGAGCUUCUGCUUUAGGUUUAAUUUUAUCAAAAUGCAGUAAUCUAACUUCUUUGAUACUUGAGCUUUAUCGUAAUUAAAUUAAGAUAAAAGGAGCUAAUAGCUUAUAUUCUGGCAUUUCUAAAUGCUCUAAAUUAGUCAAUUUAGAAAUUUAUUUAGCAUUUCAAUAAGCUGAGUAAAUUUUGACUGAAGAAUCUCAUGACUAAAUUAACUAAAACACAAAAGAUUCUUUAGAUUUUGAUUUAACUUAAAUAACAAAUCUAACUUAAUUAGCAAUAGAUUUCAGAUACUUAAAGAUUGGAGAUGAAGGUUUAUAUCAACUAGGUUUAAUACUUUCAUAGUGCAAAAAUAUGGAAUGCCUAAAAAUGUAUAUUGAUCAAAACGGUUUCAGUGAAGAAUGCUUACCUUCUUUUUUCAUAGCUUUAUCCAAGUGUGUUAAGCUAACUCAUUUAACACUUUAUAUGACUUUAGAAAGUUGUUGUUAAUAAAGUGCAUUUAAAGUAGGAUAAACAAUAAGUGAAUAAUUAAAUACUUAAUUUUUAGAGCUAUGGUUUUAGGGAGAUGGUAAUUUAUAAAAUCUAAUAUCUGGAUUAUCUAGCAGUAAUUCUUUAUUAUCUCUAUAUCUUUGGCUUGACGAACAAUCAGUUUUAGAAGAUAAAUAUAUUUAGAAUAUUGCUGAUGCAUUGCUAAAAUAUAAGAAUCUUAAAAACAUCAAACUACUUUUUUACCAGGAAGAAAAAUAUGAAUAAUAGAUCAAGAAGCUUUUUGUUAAGCUCAGAAAAUUGAAAAGGCUGAUUAAUUUUGAUAUAGAAAUUGUUUGA
Messenger RNA from Tetrahymena thermophila SB210, 1110 nucleotides. RefSeq lists its product as hypothetical. The record is from RefSeq and is a predicted model, not a curated record. The transcript has 13 exons. NCBI's taxonomy places the organism in Eukaryota, Ciliophora, Oligohymenophorea, Hymenostomatida, Tetrahymenidae.